AUGAAAACCCUCAUUGCUUUGUUGGUUACUCUCUUCAUAGCAUCCGCAGAAAUCCAUCAAUUCCAAAUCGGAUACCGGCCGAAUCUUCGCCAACGUCUGCAAGCUCAAGGAAAACUAGCCGAGUAUGAAAAAGAGAGAAACGAAGUGCUUUCAAAAAAGGGUGUCCAAUUGGCACAAUCAUCUUCGCCGAUUAUUGAUUAUGAGGACAUGGCGUACAUGGUCCCGAUUAGUUUAGGGACACCACCUCAGAAUUUUGUCCUUUUUAUCGAUUCGGGUUCUUCGAACUUGUGGGUGCCAGAUGUUACUUGUGCUGGUGGAAAAGAUGCAACAUGUGGAAGUUACUGUAAAUCGACCCCUUACGACGCUUGCCUCACAUUCUGUCAAGAAGAGUGCUGUACUAAAAGUGUCAAAGUUUCAGCAGCAAAUUUCAGCAAGGCUGACGCAUGUCAAUCCAAACACCGUUUCAACUCUUCCCUAUCCUCCUCUUAUGUUUCCGAUGGUCAAAAAUUUGAUAUGACUUACAACACUGGGGAAGUCAAAGGGUUCUUUGGAGUCGACACGUUUUGUUUCACAAACACCUCCGUCUGCGUCAAUGGCCAGCAAUUCGGGCAAGCCACAACGAUCGGAGAGGCAUUCGGAAAACAACCUGAGGAUGGAAUCAUUGGUCUCGGAUGGCCAGCUCUGGCCGUCAACCAGCAGACCCCACCUAUGUUCAAUUUGUUGAAUCAAGGAAAACUGGACCUGCCGUACUUUGUAGUGUAUCUAGCGGAAAUCGGACCAACGUCGCAGAUUAAUGGCGGCGCGUUCACUGUUGGAGGUCUGGAUACAACUAAUUGUGAUGCCAACGUUGACUGGGUGCCGUUGACUAGUAGAACUUUUUGGCAGUUUAAGCUUUCUGGAGUCUCAUCAGGAUCCUACACACAGACACCAUCAUCCGGCUGGCAAGCUGCUGCAGACACUGCGGCCUCUUUCAUCGGUGCCCCUAAAAGUGUGGUAAUAAGUCUAGCGAAGGUCAUCGGUGCCACCUAUGUCCCUCUCACUGGAGCAUUCUUCAUUGACUGUGACGCUGUCACUCCUGACAUUGUUUUCACCAUCAACGGGAAGACAUACAACAUGCCAUCAUCGUCAUUCGUAGUGUCUGCCGGACCUGGACCAUGCAUGUUCGCGUUUUAUGAGUUGAGUGCUGGAGGGUUCUAUCCAUCUUGGAUGCUCGGACCACCAUUCAUGCGAGCUUUCUGUCAUGUACACGAUAUGCAGAAUGGAAGACUUGGAUUGGCUAAUAUU
Caenorhabditis briggsae is the source of this 1284-nucleotide messenger RNA. Gene Ontology annotation, cellular component: lysosome. The record is from RefSeq and is a predicted model, not a curated record. Gene Ontology annotation, molecular function: aspartic-type endopeptidase activity. Gene Ontology annotation, biological process: cell death; proteolysis. NCBI's taxonomy places the organism in Eukaryota, Metazoa, Nematoda, Chromadorea, Rhabditida, Rhabditidae. The transcript has 6 exons. The annotation marks the transcript as partial.